CCUCCCUCUACCCCCUCCUCGGGUUUCCUCUGUGCACUUCAAAUGCCUGAUACCCUGGGUAUGAGAAGCGGUUAUGUUACUGGGCCAGAAUCACUGAUCAGGCAGUAGGGUUUUACUUUCUGUAGAGGCGAGCAGCUACACCCCCAGGUCCUGUCUGGGCUUUGCAGAACGCUCCCGGGACACGGGAGCGGAGGAGCAAUCCGCCACGACUCGUCUGUGUUUCAUCAGCUCUCCGGGGCUGCAUUUCAGCAGGCCCCUUUGCCAGGGCCUCCCGGGCUGCGGCGUCAACAAGUGUCACACCUACUGCAGGGACAGCCCUCAAGUUUCAUCACAGUGAUGCUAAAAACUCUUCUCCAGCUUCAGCAAUGACCUAGUUCACUCAAGGGCAGGGAAAAAUGCUCUUCUUCCAGGACUGCCCUGGGCACGGAGCUUUCCCGUUUAGGAAGACUGGAGCUUUUCUGGAAACAGACCCAGCCGGGCUUUGACCAAUUCAUGGCAGAGACCCUGAUCCCUGUGACUCCUCUGAAUCUCUGUCGCAGGAACAGAAACACCCAAUCAAUGCUUUGCACACAGCCUGGGGCGUCCACCACCAAGCCAGCCCUCCUCUUACAGCUCCUGGACACAGUGUAUUGAAAAAUUUGCGUGGCAUGAGAGGAUGACAGAGCCCGGCGGCCCCCCGAGGCGCACACUUUGCUUUUUGUCUACGCUGCUUUCCCAGAAGGUUCCGGAGCGGUCGGACGCUGUACUUCGCUGCAUAGUAUAUGGUCAGCCCAAGCCAGAGAUAACUUGGUAUAAGAAUGGUCAAGCUAUAGAUGAAAGUGACAUGGUUUCCAGUUAUGAGUUCUUUGAGAACCAGUACAUCCACCUGUUACAUCUCUCCUGCUGUACCACAGACGAUGCUGCUGUUUAUCAGGUCACGGCUAAGAACUGCUCCGGGAUGAUCUGCUGCUCUGCUUCCAUUGAGGUCCAGUGCUCAACAGAGAACCCCCAACUCUCUUCUACCCUGGAAGGUGACAGGGACGCAGGUUGGGAACAGGAAACAGGGACACAUGAAGAGGGAAGUGCAAAUCAAACUGACAAGGAAGAAUGCCCUUGGGAGGAGGAAGGAAGCAUCUCUCGGGGUACGCCCCUGACCGCUGGUUCCGACCCCCACAAACUCAACUGUCCACACUCACUCCAGCUACGGGCCACGGACGCCACUCAUGCAUCCAGUUCUGAAACUGUCCCGGAUGUUAAAGACGCGAGGCAAAACAGUAACACAGAGGACUUGCUAGAUGGGUUGUGUUUUCUCCAUUCAACAAAUACUCCCGACAAACAAGAUGAGUGUUGUCCCCAGACGGGGCAUUCCCAAGUAGCACAGCCGAUGGGUGAUGGCCUCAAUGCCAGUGGCCCCAGCGAUGCAGAGUCAGCCUCCCGUCAUCAACAGCCCAAAGCACACAAGUACAUCAGCUGCAGCCUCCCACUCUCCCAGGUGACCGAAUGCCUUCACCCAAGAGCCAGCGCCCCGGGCCACGAGCAAGUCAGCCCACAAGUUUCCAGCGAAGACUCUGACAGUGACUAUGAACUCUGCCCAGAGAUAACCCUAACCUACACGGAGGAGUUUUCAGAUGAUGACCUGGAGUAUCUGGAAUGUUCCGAUGUUAUGACGGAUUACUCUAAUGCAGUCUGGCAAAGGAACCUGCAGGGGACUGACCAUGUUUUUUUAUUAGAAAGCGAUGACGAAGAGGUGGAAUUCAGUGAGUGUGGCCUGGGUGGGCGUGAGCAUUUCCUAAGUGUAAUGGGUUGUGGGCCUCGGGUGUCGGGUGACACCGGGCCUAUGGAUGCCACUGCUGGCUUCUGUGGUCAUCACUCACAACCCCAAGAAGUGGGGACGAGGAGCAGCGGCGCCUGCAGGCCCAGCUCCCCGGCCCUGGGUACGCUGAGACCUCACCCCGCAGGACCGGCCCCGCGGAAGGAACAGGGGAGCACUGCGGCACCCCCCACGGCUUCCGAGGCUGCGGAAAAUGAUUAUCCAGGAAUUCAAGGAGAAACCAGAGACAGCCACGAAGCGGGAGAGGAGUUGCCCGGCGACAUUCUGCUAACCACGGAGAGAGCAGUGGUAGAGAAGGAGUCGGAGCCCUGGGCUGGGGGGUCGGGGAUGAUGCAGUGCCCGGGGACUGUGGGGGAAAGGGACUCGGGGAGCAAGCAGGGCUCCCAGAAACCUCCCAGGGGGAGGCGCCUAGGAACCAAGGGAAGGCCCAGGCCGCUGAGCGCCAACCUGCCAGAAAGCGCCCCGGAGUCCCCGGAUCUCCUCCAUCCCUGGGACGCUGCUGAGCACCCACCGAUCUGGAGUGCUGUGAGAGGGGCUCCCCUCGCCAGGGCAGACGCUGCCGCCGGGACUGCCUGUGUCCGUGCAGGAGAACGUGCUAGACCAGCCCAGACACAGCGAGCCGCCAAACCCCUUCCCACGCCCGCAGCCUCACUCCCCCAAGGAAGGGAUGCAAGCCUUGCAGGAGAACAGAUGCAGGGGAAUGACCCGAAGGAAAGAAGCCAGGUUCCAGACCACAGCGAUCCUCUUCAGGUGCAAACACAGGACAUGCCCGGGGAGAGAACCUCUCUCUGCCAGAUGCCAGCUUCCUCAGUGCCUGGUGGGCAGGAGGCUCCGUUCACUGGGACCACAGCAAACUCCUCCCCCAACUCAGAAGGAAUCCACAGGGAAAACUCAUCACUGGCUCAACUCCUGGAGGCACAAAGCUGCACUCAGGGCCCACAGCAGGCAGGAAAAGAAGAGAACACACCCAGAGGCUUCUGGAAAGACCUAGAACAUGUGCUGAGCACCCCAGCAGUCAGUGAAGGAAGCACGUCCCUGGGUACAUUCUCAGCUUGUCUCCCCAGGGACCCCAGCACUGCCCACAGGCAGCACACCUCUCUCUCUGUUGCUGGCCCUGAACCCAAACCCACGGAUACUGCCCACACCUUGGAAACCAUGUGUGAUGGCUCAAGGGACAGAGGAACAGUGUGUGUGACAGAGUGCUUUGAAGCUGGUGACCAAGGAACACGUUGUGAUACCACGGGUUCUCCUGUUGGAGCCUCAGUUGAUACAUACGUGCCUCAAGAAAUGUGCUCCAUGGGCUCCAAGCUGGCUGAAGGUCAAAGUGAAGAGCGUGAUUUACGUUCUCCUGAGGACAAGACGCCGGGUGUUUUUUCUCAAGCACAAGGCCCCGAGCCUCUCCGGACUACAUGCGAAACAUCCCCUGUUUUCAUCAGUACUUUCACCUGGACCAUCUCACGCGAGAACAGCGAAGCUGACGCAGAGGACAAGCCAGCCGGGGUGGGGAAUUCCACCUCCACCUUGGCCUCCACGGUGCAGGCUGUCCAGGAGGAGCCAAGCCCUGGGAAUUGGCAAGUCCUCGAAGCAACACAGUUCCUUUUUUCUCAGGACAACUCCUGGGUGCGGUUUAAAGCAGGAGGUGCCCCAGACACACUGGCCAGUCACAGUCCAAGCAUGGAUCAGCCUCAGGGGAAGUCCCCAGCAUUGCCCACCAGCGUUGAGUGUCUCCAGGGGACAGGGAAGAUGGAGGAUCCAUCAGUUGCUACUGUGGCUACAGAAGCCCACGUGGCCAAAUACCGAGCCAUGUCCAUCGCUGAGAACAGCCACGCAGAUGGUGCCCAGAAGGGCCCAAGAGUCUCCCAUGGGCAACCAGGCCCCGCUGUAAGGGGUCCCACAAAUGAAUCGACAAAAGAGCGGCCUUGCGUGGUACCCAGGGCCCCAGGACGUCAGGGGUGUGUGGCCCAGCUCCCAGCGGGCGAGGGUCUCUGCAGCAAUCCCCCUCUUCAGAUCGCUAGCCAGUCUGCGGACACGGCAGUCAACAGGCGCCUUGGAGAGGAGUGCCAAGACGGAGGAGGUGAAACACAGUGGAGAGGCAAGCAGGACCACUUGUCCCUCCAGGGUUCGCUCUCUGCCCAUGACUUCCGCGGAAGCCUGCCCACCACGUCUGCUGCCCAGGAGGGAGCACCCUCGGUGCCCCUGGACCACGUCCCAGCAAACUCCAGGGAAGAAGGCAGGCAGAGCCCGGGCCUGGGUACGAGCGGCUCCGUGGUGACUGAAGCCAUUGUGGCCACAGACAGUCAGGCUCUGAGCGCCAUUCCGUCUCUCUCCGAGAUCCUCCUGGACAUACCUAAGGAGACUGGACUAGGAGGCUGGGAAGCAGGCAGAAAGCUGAAGAUUAUUACGCUCGAGGCUCCUCUGUCAGAGAUCUGGCCACCAAGACAAGCGGCAGAUUCUGAGUACAAGGCGUCAGAUGUUAGUCCCCAAAUUCCUGACCACAGCUGGGCUGUAUCUGAUGCUCUAAAGGCGAGCGGUGCCCCGUCGGACCCGGACGGCCUGGAAACCGCAGCAUCGGCGAUGCGCCGUCCUCAGGAUCAGUCUCAUCUGGCCCUUGCAGACAGCGGAGAGACGCGCAGAGGCGGACGGCCCGCCUCCAGCACACACUGGAGCAGUCUCUCUUCCCAGUCUCUGAGCCAGGCCGGGCUGCUGGAGUCCUCAGUGGACCCCAUAGACGAGACGGAGUUAUCCGUCGGGGAUUUGCUGUCAGAGACUUCCGAAACUGGGGGGAAAGAACGUGUCAGGAAUGCGAGUAAGGACCCCCAGGAAACCCAAUUUGAGCUGGCGCGCCCCAUCUCGUUUAAAAGGCUGCUGAGCUGCCCGGGCAUCCUGGAGUCCUCUGUGGAUCCCACGGAUGUCACAGCUGCCGUGGAGCGCACCCGGGUUGAGAAGCCAGAGCCUUCCGAAGCCACCCAGGGGGCCACGGGACAGGGGAACGAUGGACAUUUGGGUCAGAGAGCGGGCGUCCAACCUGCUCUUCUGCAAAGUCCAUGUCCCCAGGAAGGGAGAGAAAUCAGCCAAGACCAAGAGUACAGCGAGAGACAGGAUGAACACGACCAGGCAGGUGCAACAGUCACUCCCACCACUGGGCCAGUCCCACGUCCUGACCACUGCAGAGAAACAGUUCCCAGGGGAAGCAGCCUAAGCCAAACCCAGGAAGUGGGCAACGCGGAGCACAGCCUCCCCGCUCCACCUCUGUCCAGCUGUCCUGCAGCACCGGCACCUGCACCUGUUGGGCUUGAGACUCACAACCUCACAGGUCAGAACCAGGACAUCCCUGUGAAUGACUUGGGUGAGCAACGUGUGUUUUCUGACGCAAAGGGAAAAGGAGCCAUCGAGAAGGAGCCCGAGAGACACGUGCUGCCUUCCAGAGACUUCACGCCGUCCCCUCGUGCUUCCUCUCCAGAAAGAAACAUCACACACCUCUCCAGGAGCCGUAGCAUUGAAGAACCGAACAUGAAGGCACUUCAGACUGGGGAAAGCAAACCCCCAAGCUCAUCCGGCUCCCCAGAAAUGACCUUGGCACCCAUUCCAAGAGAAUGGGAGCCAGAGAAAGCCCUUAAGUUACUGCAGACCUCGACUCAGAAGGGCUGCAGCCUGAGCAGAGGGACGAAGUCGAGGGAGAAGUGCAUCCCCAUGGCAGCACAGCCAGCCAGAGGCCCGGCAGCCCCAGCGGCAGGGCCUGGAGCAGGCGAGGGCAAGAAGAAGCAAGAGGUCCCCGCAAGUGGACACUUAGCUGAGGGAGUAAAGAAGAAAAUCCUGUCCCGCGUGGCAGCCCUGCGACUGAGGUUGGAAGAGAAGGAAAACGCCAGGAAGACCACGAGCUUUCUUAAAAAGAUCCCUAAGCCAGAAACAUCGUUACCAUGCGCAGAUGAGGAGAGGCACCCCAAAACGCCACCUUGCAAGAGAGAAGGCAAAGCUCCAGUGUUACUGAGAAAGAUCCAAGCUGAGAUGUUCCCUGAUCGCUCGGGAAAUGUCAAAUUAAGCUGCCAGUUUGCAGAAAUUCACGAAGAUUCUACCAUCUGGUGGACAAAAGAUUCAAAGUCAAUAGCCCAAGUACAGAGAAGCGCAGGGGACAACUCCACGGUCUCCCUGUCCAUCGUCCAGGCCAGCCAGGAGGACCAGGGCCUCUACACUUGCUGCCUUGAGAACAGCUACGGGAAAGCCUCGGCUCAGUUCCACCUCACGGCUGAAGUUCUCAAACAGCUGUCGGGUCGCCAGAACACCAGAGGCUGCGAAGAGAUUGAGUUCAGCCAGCUUAUCUUCAAGGAAGACUUCCUGAGCGAGAGCUACUUUGGGGGCCGCCUGCGGGGCCAGAUUGCCACCGAGGAGCUGCACUUCGGGGAGGGGGUGCACCGCAAAGCCUUCCGCAGCACGGUCAUGCGGGGGCUCACGCCCGUCUUCAAGCCCGGCCACGCCUGCGUGCUCAAGGUGCACAACGCCGUGGCCUACGGGACCAGGAACAACGACGAGCUCAUCCAGAAAAACUACAGACUCGCCGCCCAGGAAUGCUACGUUCAAAACACUGCCAGACAUUAUGCCAAGAUCUAUGCUGCAGAAACACAGCCUCUGGAAGGCUUUGGAGAAGUGCCAGAGAUCAUCCCCAUCUUCCUCAUCCAUCGGCCUGAGAACAACAUCCCGUACGCCACCGUGGAGGAGGAGCUGAUCGGUGAGUUCGUGAAGUACUCCAUCCGAGACGGGAAGGAAAUCAACUUUCUGAGGAGAGACUCAGAGGCCGGUCAGAAAUGCUGUACCUUCCAGCACUGGGUGUACCAGAAAACAAGCGGCUGCCUCCUGGUGACGGACAUGCAGGGCGUGGGGAUGAAGUUAACUGACGUGGGCAUAGCUACGUUGGCCAAAGGGUACAAAGGGUUCAAAGGCAACUGCUCCAUGACCUUCAUCGACCAGUUUAAGGCACUGCACCAGUGUAACAAGUACUGUAAGAUGCUGGGGCUGAAAUCCCUUCAAAACAACAACCAGAGGCAGAGGCGGCCGAGCCUGGGGAAAAGCAGAACGCAGGCGAGCUCCGUGGCAGCGAGGAAGCCGGGGCCCGGGAGCCCAGCAGAUAAGACAUCGUAACGUGGCCAGCGGCGCCCCACGCAAGAGAACGCUCAGGCCCAGCCCGCAGAGCUCCCAGAAGCUUCCACCCCCUGCACCUGCUGUCCUACCAGAGGCUGUCGGAACAGCCAUUUCUGACCAGACUCCGGGAGACACUGCAACAGGUGGCAGCCUCAAAGACAGUCUCCGCUCCUCGGAUACUCGGUCAGCGUCUUGGCCCACCUCACGUCAUGUGUGUGUCUGUGUAGUGCACGUGGUUGUGUUGUCAAGAUCCCUCCCAUUCCCACUCCUAACCUCAGAUCUCCAGACGUACCCAGCUGCAAUGGGAACGGAAACCAGGAUUCCCAUACUGGGUCAAGCUCCUGAGCCAGUGUUGAGCGUGCCAUCGUGGCUGGGCUGGUUUUUGACACGUAAGGUCCUUCCCUUGGUGACCACACAGCCAGUUAGUGUUCUGUCGCAUUAAAUUCCUAUUGAAACAAAAAGUGCAAGGUGUAUAUGUCA
This is a messenger RNA of Oryctolagus cuniculus (rabbit), 7423 nucleotides long. RefSeq names its product alpha kinase 2 (gene ALPK2). Gene Ontology annotation, biological process: protein phosphorylation. NCBI's taxonomy places the organism in Eukaryota, Metazoa, Chordata, Mammalia, Lagomorpha, Leporidae. The record is from RefSeq and is a predicted model, not a curated record. Gene Ontology annotation, molecular function: protein serine/threonine kinase activity; ATP binding.